Molecule: messenger RNA, 1293 nt
Organism: Ananas comosus (pineapple)
Lineage: Eukaryota; Viridiplantae; Streptophyta; Magnoliopsida; Poales; Bromeliaceae
Product: apoptosis-inducing factor homolog B-like
Exons: 4
Coding region: 1-1128 (375 amino acids)
Cellular component (GO): cytoplasm
Molecular function (GO): electron-transferring-flavoprotein dehydrogenase activity; flavin adenine dinucleotide binding
Source: RefSeq, a predicted model, not a curated record
AUGAAUAGCGGAGGAGGCAGAGGAGGAGGAGGAGGAGGAGGAGGAGGAGGUGGGGCGAGCGGGAGUUGGCGGAGGGUGGUGGUGGUCGGCGGCGGCAUUGCCGGUGCCCUCCUCGCCAAAUCGAUCCAGUUUCAUACCGACGUCGUCUUGAUUGAUCAGAAGGAGUACUUUGAGAUUCCGUGGACAAACCUGAGAUCGAAGGUCGAGCCAUCGGUUGCGGAGAAAUCGUUGAUCAACCACAGCGAUUACUUAGUCAAUGGCAAAGUUAUUACGUCGUCUGCGGUCGAUGUCAGCGAAGCAGCGGUUAUGACAGCCGAGGGGCGUGAAGUGGCGUACGAAUACCUCGUCAUAGCCACAGGACAUACAGUCUCGACUCCUCGACGUCGGAGAGACAGGCUAGAACAAUUCCAAGAAGAUAAUGUGAAGAUCCAAAACUCCGGUUCCGUCCUUAUUGUCGGAGGAGGGCCGACGGGUGUUGAACUCGCCGCUGAGAUCGCUGUCGACUACCCUGAUAAGAAGGUCACUCUGGUUCACAACGGGCCAAGGUUGCUGGAAUUCAUCGGACGCAAAGCGAGCAACAAAGCGCUAAAUUGGUUGAAGUCGAAGAAAGUGGAAGUGCUUUUGGAUCAGUCAGUGGACUUGAACUCUAUUUCAGAAGCUGAUAGAGUCUACACAACUUCGUCUGGAGAAACCAUCGAAGCCGACAGCCACUUCCUUUGCGUGGAUCGACCGUUGGGUUCGUCGUGGCUCGCCGAAACAGCAUUGAAGAAUAGCUUGGAUAAGUAUGGGAGGCUGAUGGUGGAUGAGCAUUUGAGAGUAAGAGGGCACAGUAACAUUUUCGCCAUCGGAGACAUUACCGAUAUUCCUGAACUUAAACAAGGAUUUUUGGCGCAACGGCACGCGAUGGUGGCGGCGAAGAACUUGAAGCUGCUUGCAGCCGGAGCAAAAGAGGGCAAACUCGCGUCUUACAAGCCCGGAUCGGCGAUGGCGAUGGUGACGUUGGGAAGGAAAGAAGCGGUGGCGCAAUUGCCGUUCAUGACGAUGGUCGGGCCGUUACCGGGACUGUUCAAGUCGCGGGACUUGUUUGUUCACAGGACAAGGAAACAAAUGGGGCUUAACCAUCAUUGAGCCCUCAAGCUCCUCUACAAAGUGCUUUUCUUUGUUUCUUCUGCAUAUAAGGCAUCACAUUCUCAUCAGAUAAAUUGGAAGUGUCUUUUUCAUAUGAUUUUGGGCCUUUGAAUUUGUAUGUAUUAUAUGUGGUGUAUGUGUGAAUUGAAUGUUCACUGUUUUAUA